Molecule: messenger RNA, 891 nt
Organism: Cannabis sativa
Lineage: Eukaryota; Viridiplantae; Streptophyta; Magnoliopsida; Rosales; Cannabaceae
Exons: 3
Coding region: 1-810 (269 amino acids)
Source: RefSeq, a predicted model, not a curated record
AUGUUUGGGACUUCCCGGACACCGGAUGGGGAGACACCCUUUGUACAGAAAACAAUUCAAAUCGAAACCGAGUUCGUUGUUCAACUUCCACAGUUGGAUGAUGUUGACUAUGUUCGCCAUGAUGUCGACCCAACUGAAGUUGCAAACAUCCAUCGUGUGAAUUCACAGCCUCAACAAUUAGAUGAUUUCAUUGUCGAUGAUGACAACGAGGGUCUAAAUACCGAAGAAGACAACUCCUUAGAAUUAGAGAGUGACAGUGAUGAUAAUGCUGUAUAUGUAACUGAUGAUGAGGAUGAUGAAUUUAUGUCUACACCAGGUGGCAGCAGUUCGAAAAAGAAAGGCGUUAGAGGUAAAUACAAGGGCAAGAAUGUUGAGGAGGAGCUCUCCAAAACACAAUCUGCCAAGUUACCGAUUGAGGUGCACGCAGAGACUGGCACCCCCGUAGGCAAGAACGGAAAAAAAUUCAACAAUAUGGCCAAAUGGAUGACUCGGAUGUCUAUCCCCAUUAAUAAAUUCAAAUGGGAAGAUGUCAGUAGAGCUGACAUCAACGCACUGUGGGAUAGACUUGAGACCAAGUUUAUCCUCCCACGAGAUAACCCUACAUUCGUAGACUACGGUGAGUACGAGAUGUCAAAGGGUUUACGUGACUGGAGGGCAGACUGCAAGAAGAAGUGGAUACAAAACAUUGAGGAGCUUGGACAGGAGAGGGCCGACAUGUCACCUCCUGAGGGAGUAACUCAAGAGGUGUGGAGUGACUGCAUCGCUUAUUGGAGCACAGACAAACAAAAGGUACAUUUUUUAAAAUUUUAAAUUUUGGUAAUGUUUAAUUUAUAUAGUCAAUAAUAAAUAAUUAAUUGUUAGAAAAAUUAUUAAUUUCAGGCGAGAGCAGCG